Molecule: messenger RNA, 2520 nt
Organism: Cyprinodon variegatus (sheepshead minnow)
Lineage: Eukaryota; Metazoa; Chordata; Actinopteri; Cyprinodontiformes; Cyprinodontidae
Product: protocadherin gamma-A9-like
Exons: 2
Coding region: 127-2520 (797 amino acids)
Biological process (GO): homophilic cell-cell adhesion
Cellular component (GO): plasma membrane
Molecular function (GO): calcium ion binding
Source: RefSeq, a predicted model, not a curated record
AAUUGUUUAGGAAAUUACUCCCACUCCGUACAUUUCGUCGUCUUAGCUAAGGCCAUAAUUUGAUCCGUUUUUGUAAUAUUUUUGUGCAUUUACUUAACAUAUUCGGUAUAAAGACAUUUUCCGAUCAUGGGAAACAAAGGAUUUCCGAUGUAUGAUAUGUUCCUCUUCUUUGUUCCUUUUAUAGUGACAACACCUCUCGUUCACGGAGAUUUGAGCUAUUCUUUUCCAGAAGAGAAUAAACCCGGAUUUAUCAUUGGAAAUGUCGCCAAGGACCUGGGAAUUGAUCUAAUGACACUGUCUGCUCGAAAGGCCCGUGUGGAUGCAGAAGGGAAUCGGAAGCGUUAUUGUGACAUUGAUAUGAAAACCGGGGAUUUAAUUACAUCCGAGCGAAUAGACAGAGAAAGCCUUUGUGGCAAAAAACCCUCAUGUACCGUGAAAAUAGGUCUGGUCUUAGAAAAUCCCUUGGAGCUACAUCGUUUAAAUCUUCACGUACAAGAUGUGAAUGAUAAUUCUCCAAAAUUCAAAAAGAAUGUCAUCGAAUUGGAAAUAAGCGAGUCUGCAGAGAGAGGUAACCAUUUCUCUAUCGAGGAGGCCCAUGAUGCGGAUAUAGGUCAAAAUGAUAUUCAAAAAUACACCCUUGAAAACAAUGAUAACUUUAUACUUGCUACUGAUAAGAAAAAGGUUCAAUUACUACUUGAAAAUAAGCUUGAUCGGGAGAAACAAGAGGAAAUCAAUUUACUUUUAACAGCAUCAGAUGGCGGAUCUCCGCAGAAAUCAGGUACUGUGGUCAUCCAUGUUAAAGUGCUCGAUGCUAAUGAUAACGCCCCAGUGUUUAGUCAGGAUGUUUAUAAAGCAACUGUGCUUGAAAACUCACCACCAGAAACAAUAGUGAUUAGUGUAAGCGCCGCUGAUGCAGAUGAAGGAGUAAAUGGACACGUGAGUUAUGACUUUGGUCAUAUGUCUACAGACGAUUUAGAUUUAUUUUAUAUUGAUCCAAAUGUCGGGGAAAUUAAAGUAAGGGGUGUGAUUGACUUUGAAGAAAAGAGUUCAUUUGAAAUAAGCGUUGAAGCCAAAGAUGGAUUAGGGCUUACCUCUUAUGCGAAAGUAUUAUUAGAUAUUAUUGAUGUAAAUGAUAAUGAACCGGCUAUUUUUGUUCAGUCCCUGUCCAAUCCCGUGCCUGAGAAUGUGUUACCUGGUACAGAGGUUGGAGUUAUUAACGUGCAGGACAGAGACUCUGAUAACAACGGGCAAGUUCGCUGCAGCAUUCAGGAAAAUGUAGUUUUUAAAUUAGUUCCUUCAAUUAAAAACUAUUACUCUCUUGUGACCACAGCACAUCUGGACCGUGAAUUAGUGUCUGAUUACAAUAUUACCAUCACUGCCGCUGACGAGGGCUCUCCGCCUCUUUCCUCUACUAAAACUGUUCAGUUAUCUGUAGCUGAUAUUAACGAUAACCCACCUGUGUUUCAGGAACAGUCUUACAGCGCAAAUAUUAAUGAAAAUAACAAACCUGGCUCCACUUUAUGUUCUGUUUCUGCUCGAGAUCCAGACUGGAGACAAAACGGUACAGUGAUUUAUUCUCUUUUACCUGCUGAAGUGAACGGUGCUUCUGUAUCAUCUUAUCUAUCUGUAAAUGGAGACACAGGGGUGAUCCAUGCUGUGAGGUCAUUUGAUUAUGAACAGUUCAGGAGUUUUAAAGUCUACGUAAUGGCGAGAGACAAUGGUUCUCCUCCACUCAGCAGCAACGUGACCAUCAGUGUGUUCAUAUCGGAUCUGAAUGACAACUCUCCUCAGAUUCUCUACCCCACCCUGGAAGGAACCUCCUUCAUGACAGAGCUGGUCCCUAAAGCCGCACAUGGAGGCUCUCUGGUCUCCAAAGUCAUAGCAGUGGACGCAGAUUCUGGACAGAAUGCCUGGCUGUCCUAUCAUAUAGUCAAAGCCACUGAUCCUGGACUUUUCAGCAUUGAUCUGCACAGUGGAGAGAUCAGAACACAGCGGGACAUUUUAGAAUCUGACAGCAUGAAACAGAACCUGAUUGUUGCAGUGAAAGAUAACGGACAGCCCUCUCUGUCUGCCACCUGUUCCAUGUAUUUACUUAUUUCCGAUAACUUGGCUGAGGUUCCAGAAUUAAAAGAUAUUUCUUCUGAUGAUAAGAGCUCCAAACUGACCUCAUAUCUAAUCAUCGCGCUGGUUUCUGUGUCCACCUUCUUUCUGACCUUCAUUAUUAUCAUCCUGGGUGUGAGGUUUUGCCACAGGAGAAAGCCUAGAUUGUUGUUUGAUGGAGCAGUUGCCAUUCCUGGCCCUUAUCUUCCCCCAAACUACUCAGAUGUUGAUGGCACGGGAACUUUACGCAGCGCUUACAAUUAUGACGCCUACCUAACAACAGGAUCGAGAACGAGUGACUUCAAGUUUGUAUCAUCCUACAAUGAUAACACGUUGCCUGCUGACCAGACUCUAAAGAAAAGCCCAUCAGACUUUGAGGAUAACCUAUUAACCCUGGAGACAUCCAAUAAGAAUGUGUGA